ACACAACCUGAACAUUAUGCUUUCUGCUCUGCGAGCCCGCCUGGGUGCAAGGCUUCCUGCCUUAUCUCAGCUGGCCGUUUUUACGCGCCAGUCUACCAUUUAUUCUGUCGCUCGACCUAUUGUCUCUACCCAGUCGCGUACCUUCUUAACUUCGCAGCGCUUCGAGUUUGCUGCCAAGGCGACACCAACAAAAAGGACUCCUGCGAAGAAGGCUACGAAGGCAUCUUCUGCGACCAAGACCAAGGCGAAGGCCGGGGCCGCUAAAAAGAAACCCGCCAAAAAGCCUGCCCCCAAGAAGAAAGUUGCGGCCAAAAAGAAGAAGGCCGCCAAACCCAAGCCCAAGCCCAAGCCCAGGAAGAAGAAGAUUGUCAAGCCUAAGCCUGUAAAGUUCAAGAUCACUGCCGAGAUGAAACCGCCCAAGCGGAGUCUCACCCCUUACAUGACCUUCCACACUGACCGCGUGCAUGCUUCUUCGGGCAAGUUUUCCAACCUCGCUGAGGCUCAGGAUGCUGUCAAGUCCUCUGCUGCUGUCUGGAAAACGUUGUCCGAUGCUCAGAAACAGACCUAUGUCGACAAGGCUGCUGCAGCGAGAGAGGUGUACGAGAAGGCUAUGGAGCAGUGGUACUUGACUACAUCCCUUCAUGUUCGCAAGGAAUUGAACAAGAAACGAGUCGCAAAGGGCAAGUCUAAGAUUGGCAAGCCUAAUUGGAUGGAGAAAGAGCCCUCUUCUGCGUAUAUGAGAUUUGCUAUGGCGUUCAAAGAGGGCAAGGAUAUCCCUUACGUAGAGGCAUUGAAGCAAGCCAAGGUCGCUUGGGCCAAUAUUCCUGGGGCAAGGAAAGAGGAACUCAAGUCCGUGGCCCAGAAGGAGAUUGCUGCCUUCAGGGCCAAGAAGCAUGCGACCGUCUAAUUGGAUAAGUUCCAAUUGUAUGAAUAGUUUAUGUAUGCCUCUCUGUUUGUCCGUUGAGUCAUCUAAUACCACAAUCUCUGCUUACGCCGCUGUAAAUGAGAUAACUUGCUGUACGAGAUACUAGCUGUAUGGUCUUUUAAGUUUUGUGUUUGCC
Guyanagaster necrorhizus is the source of this 1061-nucleotide messenger RNA. RefSeq lists its product as uncharacterized. NCBI's taxonomy places the organism in Eukaryota, Fungi, Basidiomycota, Agaricomycetes, Agaricales, Physalacriaceae. The record is from RefSeq and is a predicted model, not a curated record. The coding region runs from base 17 to 907 and encodes 296 amino acids. The transcript is spliced from 5 exons.